GCCCCGCUGCCAGGAAGUUCAGGAACUCGGUCACCGCCCCAGCCCCCACUACGCCUCAUCUAUUGUUGUGCAAUAGUCUGCGACAUCGAAACAAUCCUGACCGAAACUUUUCAGGUAGCUAACUAACAACUAGAGAUCGGUUUAAGCCACUCUUGUAUUCCUCUUUCGAUCAAUUUUCAAGAAGAAGUUUCCUGUAAGGUUAGGAGCACAACUGAACUGAGUCACUGCGGGGAGGAAAAGGGAGUAAAACUUUUGAGGCAAGGAAUUCCGUAAUUCCCGUUCCUCCAUUUUGAACUUUUAAACGCCAGUUUUUGCUAGUGUAUUGUUUUCGAAUUCCAGACACCAUGACAAACAUCAAUACAGCGAACAUCAACACAGCUAACAUCAACUUCAAAUGGGACCCAAAGAGUCUAGAGAUCCGUACUCUGGCUGUGGAGAGGCUGCUGGAGCCCCUGGUAACCCAGGUCACCACUUUGGUAAACUCCAGCAACAAAGGCCCAUCUAACAAGAAGAAAGGACGCUCCAAGAAGGCUCAUGUUUUGGCUGCAUCUGUGGAGAAUGCCACCCAGAACUUCCUGGAGAAAGGAGAAAAGAUUGCAAAGGAAAGUCAGUUCCUAAAGGAUGAGCUUACUGCUGCUGUGGAAGAUGUCCGCAAGCAAGGAGAGUCAAUGCGGCAGGCUUCUGGAGAAUUUGCAGAAGACCCCUGCUCAUCUGUGAAGAGGGGCAAUAUGGUUCGUGCUGCCAGAGCCCUCCUGUCAGCAGUCACACAUCUGUUGGUGCUGGCAGACAUGUCUGAUGUCUACAAACUUCUACUGCAGCUUAAACUGGUGGAGGAAAAUCUUGUGAAAGUGCGCAAUGCAGGAACAGAGCAGGACCUUGGUAUCCAGUAUAAGGCCUUGAAACCAGAGGUGGACAAGUUGAACAUCAUGGCUGCCAAGAGACAGCAGGAGCUAAAGGACGUCCACCACAAGGACCAAAUGGCUGCUGCCCGUGGGGUGCUACAGAGGAACAUCCCCAUGCUGUACACAGCGUCUCGUGCCUGCCUCCAGCACCCUGACGUGGCAGCUUACAAGGCUAACCGUGACCUGAUCUACAAGCAGCUGCAGCAUGCAGUCUCCGGCAUCUCCAACGCCGCUCAGGCCACUGCCACUGAGGACUCAGCUCUCAAUCAGCCAGCAGGGGGUGGAGAGCUUGCCUAUGCCCUCAACAAUUUUGAUAAACAAAUCAUUGUGGACCCACUGGCGUUUAGUGAGGAGCGCUUCCGCCCAUCCCUGGAGGAGCGUCUUGAGAGUAUUAUCAGUGGUGCUGCCCUCAUGGCUGACUCUUCUUGCACACGUGAUGACCGCCGGGAGCGCAUUGUGGCCGAAUGCAAUUCUGUGCGCCAGGCUCUUCAGGACCUUCUGUCUGAGUAUAUGGGCAAUGCUGGAAGGAAGGACAGGAGUGAUGCUCUGAACACAGCCAUCGACAGGAUGACAAAGAAGACCAGAGACCUUCGCAGACAGCUGCGUAAAGCUGUGAUGGACCAUGUCUCUGACUCUUUCCUGGAGACCAACGUUCCCCUCCUUGUCUUGAUUGAAGCUGCCAAGAAUGGCAAUGAGAAAGAAGUCAAGGAAUAUGCACAGGUGUUCCGUGAGCACGCCAACAAGCUUAUCGAGGUGGCCAACCUGGCAUGUUCCAUCUCCAACAAUGAAGAGGGUGUGAAGCUCGUCCGGAUGGCAGCAUCUCAACUGGAAACUCUUUGCCCCCAGGUGAUUAAUGCAGCGUUAGCCCUUGCUGCCAAGCCCAACAGUAAAGUGGCCCAGGACAAUAUGGAGUUGUUCAAGGAGCAGUGGGAGAAGCAGGUCCGCAUCCUCACCGAUGCUGUUGAUGACAUAACAUCCAUUGAUGACUUCCUUUGUGUGUCUGAGAACCACAUCCUGGAGGAUGUGAAUAAGUGUGUCAUCGCUCUGCAGGAGAAAGAUGUUGAUGGUUUGGAUCGCACUGCUGGGGCUAUUCGAGGCCGUGCUGCCAGAGUCGUCCAUGUGGUCACUUCUGAAAUGGACAAUUAUGAACCUGGAAUCUACACAGAGAAAGUCUUGGAGGCCACCAAGCUCCUCACUGACACAGUCAUGCCACGGUUCACAGAACAAGUAGAGUCUGCAGUGGAGGCCUUGAGUGCCAACCCCUCACUACCUGUGGAUGAGAAUGAGUUCAUUGACGCAUCCCGUCUUGUAUAUGAUGGCAUUCGCGACAUUCGCAAGGCUGUCCUCAUGAUCAGAACUCCAGAGGAGUUGGACGACUCCGACUUUGAGACUGAAGACUUUGAUGUUCGCAGCAGGACCAGUGUGCAGACAGAGGAUGACCAGCUUAUUGCCGGCCAGAGUGCACGGGCUAUCAUGGCCCAGUUGCCCCAGGAGCAGAAGGCAAAGAUUGCUGAACAGGUGGCUAGCUUUCAGGAAGAGAAGAGCAAGCUGGAUGCUGAGGUAUCCAAGUGGGAUGACAGCGGCAAUGACAUCAUUGUGUUGGCUAAGCAGAUGUGCAUGAUCAUGAUGGAGAUGACAGACUUCACCAGGGGGAAAGGGCCACUGAAGAACACAUCUGAUGUCAUCAGCGCUGCCAAGAAAAUUGCGGAGGCGGGAUCACGAAUGGACAAGCUGGGCCGCACUAUCGCUGACAAUUGCCCGGACUCUACCUGUAAGCAGGACCUGCUCGCCUACCUGCAGCGUAUUGCCUUGUAUUGCCACCAGCUUAACAUCUGCAGCAAGGUGAAGGCCGAGGUGCAGAACCUGGGAGGGGAGCUGGUUGUCUCUGGGUUGGACAGCGCCAUGUCCCUGAUUCAGGCUGCGAAGAAUCUGAUGAACACCGUGGUGUCCACCGUCAAGGCCUCCUAUGUUGCUUCUACUAAGUACCAGAAGAGCAAAAACAUGGAGUCCCUUAACAUGCCAGCUAUCUCCUGGAGGAUGAAAGCGCCUGAGAAGAAGCCUCUGGUGAAGAGAGAGAAGCAGGAUGACGGCCAGACCAACAGGGUCAAGAGAUCCUCUCAGAAGAAGCACAUCAACCCCGUGCAGGCUCUCAGCGAGUUUAAAGCCAUGGAUAGCAUCUAGACUCCCCUGUAUCGGAUUCAAAAGACCACAAAAUAUUGACCAUUGAGUUUAUAUAUAUAUAUAUAUAUAUAUAGAUAGAGCUUGCCAGUCUAAAAAAAAUAAAAGGUUUUAUCAUAUUUGCUCUACCUUUGCAUAGACAGCUUGUCUGUUCGACCCAUUAUAUUUCUACACGGCCUCAUUUCUAUUCCAUAAUUUCCGAUUGUCUCUAGUCUGUAGCAGUAACUGUCUCUUCUCUGGAAAAUGCAGUUAGAGGGAAAUCAACUGGAUGGAUGCAUUUGGAAAAAAAUAUUUUUCUUUUGUUUAUUUGAGCAAGUAGCGUGGAUUCCAUAGAUAUAAAAACUAAUUCCAAGAGGCUUUUGAUAAUUUUGUAUUCUAACCAGUUUUAUAAUAAUACUGUGGGUUUGCUGGUGUUUUCCACUACAAGGUCUGAUUAUGGCAAAAUACAUUCUGUACUGCCAAUAUCAACUAUGCAAAAUCUGUCUGCCUUCUUUUAACUUGAGCAAUAACUAGUUCAUUAUGAUGUGCUGGGCUAACUGGUCGAUUUUAGAUGUGUUUUGGUUCUUAAGGCCUUAAGGAACCAAAGUCUUUACAUUUCCACGUGCACCUGCCUUUUCCUAACUAUGCAUACUUUGUUAUGCCACUAUAAACAGUUACAAUAAGUUUAAACUGACCUGAACACUAUUCUCAGUGCUAAAUGACUGAUAUGUACCCCAUUAACUGAUAAAUGUUUUUUUUUUUUUUUAUAAUUUAAGCAGCUCAUGUAUUUUCUGUAUUCUUUUUUUCAUGUUCCCAACAUGCAGCAAACCAAACGUAACCGAGUAUUCCCCCCCCCAGCCUGGUCCGUGGGCUUAAUCGUACACUAAAUGCAGACGAAUUCAACCAGUUCAGUCAAACUUUGUAAAUAAGCCGCAACUCCUCAGAGUGUGGGAGAACCCAGUGGGCUAAACAAUGAGCAGAGCGCGUGCCGUUACUCUUCCAAAGCUGACAAGCUUCAUUAACUAUGAGACCAAACCCUUCCACAGUCUCAGAAUGGGUCCAAAUUGAGGGAUCAAUAAGUUUUCUCUCCACAGCUUUGAACUAGGCGAGGAAAAGGGAUUUCACUGACUUUAAACUCUGCUUAUUGGUUAUAUUCCUUGUCCUUAAGCAUGAACACUAAUCAAGGUUUUAUGUCAGGCACAAUCUUUAUAGAAAACUAGAAAGCCAUUGCCAGGAGUUGGAGCUUUAAAGUUAAACAGGAGAGUGUGGUUUUCUUAACUUCAGGUAACCACUGCAGGAUGUCUGAGUCGUACACAGUAUUCUGCUGCAUAGCGGUGCAUUAGUGUACAACAAGGCUUUGAAACCCUGCUGCUUUGGUCUUGGGGCUGAAUCUUUGUUUUGCUCGUCUGACAUCUGUGAAUUAUAGCAGGAGGAUUAUCUAUUUUUCAUUUUUUUCUUUUUUUUUUACUGUAUAAACAACCAUUUUGACAGUUUGUCUUUUGCUGUAUUUGAGUUUGGAUUUAAAGCUUGAGUGUUAUCAAACUUUGCUGUGGAUUUUUUGUUAUUGAGAGCUGACUUGUUGUGCACACGUUUCUUAUAUUCAUGUGCCUGCUUUAUAUCUUAAUAAACAGUUCAAAU
Molecule: messenger RNA, 4697 nt
Organism: Etheostoma cragini (Arkansas darter)
Lineage: Eukaryota; Metazoa; Chordata; Actinopteri; Perciformes; Percidae
Gene: ctnna1
Product: catenin (cadherin-associated protein), alpha 1
Exons: 18
Coding region: 345-3083 (912 amino acids)
Biological process (GO): cell-cell adhesion; cell migration
Cellular component (GO): actin cytoskeleton; catenin complex; adherens junction
Molecular function (GO): beta-catenin binding; actin filament binding; cadherin binding
Source: RefSeq, a predicted model, not a curated record